This is a messenger RNA of Miscanthus lutarioriparius, 384 nucleotides long. NCBI's taxonomy places the organism in Eukaryota, Viridiplantae, Streptophyta, Magnoliopsida, Poales, Poaceae. The record is from the annotation of a GenBank genome assembly.
AUGAGGCAGGCAAGGCCGUACUCGGGGAUCUUCUGCGGCGGGGUGUCGGCGCGGACGGGGCCGCACGCGCUGCCGCUGGCGCGCAUCAAGAAGAUCAUGAAGCGCUCCGCGGGGGAGACCGCGGACGGCGGCGCCAGGAUGAUCUCCGGCGAGGCGCCCGUGGUGUUCUCCAAGGCGUGCGAGCUCUUCGUCGCCGAGCUCACCCGCCGCGCCUGGGCCGCCACGCUCGAGGGCAAGCGCCGCACCGUGCACAGGGAGGACGUCGCCACGGCCGUGCACAACACCGACCUCUUCGACUUCCUCGUCGACGUCGUCAACGCGGACACUGCCGGCGGCGACGACACGCACGAUGUUGACGACGUCGGCGACGGCGCGCUGGGGUAA